Eutrema salsugineum is the source of this 1393-nucleotide messenger RNA. Its product is annotated as oleoyl-acyl carrier protein thioesterase 1, chloroplastic. Bases 104 to 1180 code for a protein of 358 amino acids. Gene Ontology annotation, molecular function: fatty acyl-[ACP] hydrolase activity; acyl carrier activity. The record is from RefSeq and is a predicted model, not a curated record. Gene Ontology annotation, biological process: fatty acid biosynthetic process. The transcript is spliced from 7 exons. NCBI's taxonomy places the organism in Eukaryota, Viridiplantae, Streptophyta, Magnoliopsida, Brassicales, Brassicaceae.
UCUUAAAAUUAAAAAAAAAAAAAAAAACCGAACCUUCUCGUCUCUACAUUUUCCUUUCUUCUCUGUUCCAUUUUCUUCUUCGAUUUAAAAAAAUUUCGAAAAAAUGUUGAAGCUUUCGUGUAAUGUGACUGACAAGCUUCAAGGCUUCUUCUUCCUCUCGCAUUCUCAUCAAUCGGAUCCGUUACAUCGGAGAAUCGUCUCCUCCGUUUCUUGUUCUCAGCUGAGAAAACCGGGUUUGGAUCCUCUACGAGCAAUUGCAUCUGUUAAUCAAGGGAGUGUGCAGGGUUUGGGGACACUCGCGGAUCGGCUCCGAUUAGGUAGCUUGACGGAAGAUGGUUUAUCGUAUAAGGAGAAGUUCAUCGUCAGAUCCUACGAAGUUGGGAGUAACAAAACCGCUACUGUCGAAACGAUUGCUAAUCUCUUGCAGGAGGUGGGAUGUAACCAUGCACAGAGCGUUGGAUUCUCGACUGAUGGGUUUGCAACAACACCAACCAUGAGGAAACUGCAUCUCAUUUGGGUCACUGCAAGAAUGCACAUUGAGAUCUACAAAUACCCAGCUUGGGGUGAUGUGGUUGAGAUAGAGACAUGGUGUCAAAGCGAAGGAAGGAUCGGUACAAGGCGAGAUUGGAUUCUUAAGGACAUUGCUACUGGUGAAGUCACAGGCCGUGCUACAAGCAAGUGGGUGAUGAUGAACCAAGACACAAGACGGCUUCAGAAAGUCUCUGAUGAUGUUCGGGACGAGUACUUGGUCUUCUGUCCUCAAGAACCAAGAUUAGCAUUUCCAGAGGAGAAUAACAGAAGCUUGAAGAAAAUCCCAAAACUUGAAGAUCCAGCUCAGUAUUCAAUGAUUGGGCUUAAGCCGAGACGAGGUGAUCUCGACAUGAACCAGCAUGUCAAUAAUGUCACCUAUAUUGGAUGGGUUCUUGAGAGCAUACCUCAAGAAAUUGUAGACACGCACGAACUUCAGGUCAUAACUCUGGAUUACAGAAGAGAAUGUCAACAAGACGAUGUGGUGGAUUCACUCACCACCUCAGAAAUUGGUGGGACCAACGGCUCUGCCACGUCAGGCACACAGGGCCACAACAACGAUAGCCAGUUCUUACAUCUUCUAAGGUUGUCUGGAGAUGGUCAGGAGAUCAACCGUGGUACAACCCUGUGGAGAAAGAAGCCCUCCAGAUAAGAAAAUAGCCAUUUUGUUCUCAAGUUUCUCUAUCAGUCUCCAUGAAGAUUUUGCUUCACGAGUCUAGUCAGGUCUCAUUUUGUUUGAUAUAAGUUUGGGUUGGACCAGAGGGAAAACUGGAUUAUUGAAGUUGUCUUUGUUGAACUUAAAAUGAUGUUUUUGUUCUUGUUCUGUACAAAUUUUGAGGAUUUAAGCCAAACCCAUUUCUUCUUA